AGAUGAUUUUUUUAGCCUUGCUCCUCUUUGCACGCCAAAAUCUUGUUGCAGCUACUGGCAGAGGUCAAAAUAUGUGUAAGACCUUUGGCAGUGGGGUUAUCCAGCCUUUUAAUGGAAGUACAUACUAUGUGCGGUCCUCGUGUCCUUUCACCUUCACGCACUUCAGUGGGCGCGGUGUUGACUGUGACAUAACCAUACAUCGGGGGAAUACUGGCCUUAUGGACAGAGUGGAGAUCAUUGUGAACAAAGUCAUGACUGUCCUUCAGAACGGCUCUGUUUUCGUGGAAAAUAAAAGAGUUUCUCUUCCUUAUGAUCACACGUAUCAACAUGUCUUUCAUUACGGCAUCUACACCAAGCUACAAAGUAAGGUUCUACCUGUGUCAGUCACCUGGAGCAGUGGGCCGGGAGGCAUCAGCUCACUCUGGGUGGAACUGGACCAGGAGUUAGUGGAGGAAAUGAGUGGGCUAUGUGGCCAACUUAACACGCAAGAUGACAAACAGAGGUUAAUUUCUCAGAGCACACUCUCUGAUCAAACAUGUACAAUUACUGAUGUCGUUCAGCAACUUAACCCCGUAUGUGUUGAAUUCAUAUCUAAUGCUUUUGAGUGCCUCAGCAUUCAGAAAAUGCAUUACAUGCACUUCAAAUAUCUGUGUGAGCAGAACAUUUAUGGCUAUGAAAACAACGUGGAAGUUCGAUGUUCUUUCUUUGAAGAAAUUGUUCGCAAAUGUGGCAACACAACCCAUAUUUGGUCACGCUGGAGAGGAAUCACAAGAUGCCCUCAGCCAUCUUGUCCUGGAGACUUAAGUUAUCGAGAGUUGGGUCCUGCCUUCCUGCCAACCUGCUCCAACCCUUCAUCCCGAGUCACUGAUCGGGACAUUAUCAGCACAUGUGUGUGCCCGAAAGGUCAGGUCCUGAAUGACCGUGUUGAAGGCCAUCGCUGUGUGAAUGUAACAGACUGCCCAUGUGUUCAUGCUGGGAGAAGCCAUGGGCCUGGAGAAGAGCGCAGCACAAAAUGCCAGACAUGUGUGUGUAUUAAAGGAAAAUGGGCUUGCUCUGGAAACACCUGCUCAACCCCAUGUAUUAUUGAGGGUCAAUAUGUGACAACAUUCGAUGGAAAACAGUAUACUCUACCAAUGAAAUGCACAUAUGUGGCUGCUAGGGGUCAGAACUGGACAUUAACCAUUGAAAUAUCUGAGAGGGCUGUUCGUAUAGAAACAGUAUUCCUGCAGGUUAAUCAGGAAAAAUAUACCUUCUCUAUUAAUAGUGUAAAACGUGAUAAUGAAGAAAUACAUGACCUACUCCAGACUGAGUAUGCCACAGUCUUCUGGGAGUCAUCUAUUUAUGUUCUGGUCCAAACUUAUUUUGGCAUGAAGAUGCAAGUCCAGAUCUCUCCAGAAGUUCAAAUAUAUGUCUAUUUGCCAGAAACAGAAAGUGGAAUUACCCAAGGACUUUGUGGAAACAACAAUAAUGAUACGACGGAUGACUUUACCGCUAGCAGUGGCAUUAUUGAAAAUGCAGCACAACCUUUUGCCCUGUCCUGGGCUGUCGGUGAUUGUCGUGACAUGCCCAUGUGCAUCAACCGCGACAACGAGAUAUUUGCCGAUGACAAGUGUUACCAGCUGAGGGACCCAAAUGGCAUAUUUGCUCCAUGCCAUGAUUAUGUACCAGUGGACUACUACCUCCAGGCAUGUAUUCAAAGAACCUGUCUCUGUACAACAAGAGUUCAAGAAUGUCUAUGCGUUGCUCUCGGCAACUAUGCUAAGGCAUGUGUCAGUCAGGGCAUUGUUGUUGGGGACUGGAGGGGAGCAGCAAACUGCACACUGAUGUGUAGGGGGAAUCUUCAGUUUGACUACACCAUGCGAGCUUGUAAUCGUAGCUGCCGAGCUCUCUCAGGAUCUGAUCCCACGUGUGAGAUCGAGAGCGACCCAGUGGAGGGCUGUGGCUGCCCAGCAGGCACUCACCUGAACAGUGCACUCACCUGCAGCCCAAAGGCUCAGUGUACAUGCCACUACCAGGGUGGUUUGGUGCCACCAGGGCCUGUGGUAAUUGAUGGACGCCAGUGCCUGAGCAAGCCAGCUAAUGUUUUUGAGAACUGCAUAAAUGGAUGCUACUGUCCAGAGGGUCAAUAUGAAGAUCACAAUGGAGUUUGUGUUGAUCUGGAAAACUGCACAUGUGUGUUCAGUGGGAAAGUAUACACAUCUGGACAGAGUGUGGAGACAAACUGUAAAAUAUGCACCUGUAGUCGGGGACAGUGGCAUUGUGUGGGUGACCCAUGCCCAGGCAAAUGCCAAGUUUAUGGUAAUGGACAUUACCAGACUUUUGACUCAAAAUGGUACCGUUUUGAUGGGAACUGCCAGUAUGUACUUGUGGAGGAUGGUUGUGGUGAUGCUGAGGGUUCGUUUGUCAUUAGUGCUGAGAGUGUUCCCUGCUGUGACGAACUGUUGACCUGUUCCCGCACUAUUGUGGUGGAGCUCCUGGGAGAGGUCAUGCUGACGCUUAACGAUAUGAAGGUGAGGCGCGAAGUUCUUGGGCAGUCUUUGCUUCAGGCUGAGUCCCUGUACUCAGUCCAUGUGCUUGGCCUUUACAUUGUGAUUUCAGUGCCCAGACAUGGCUUGACUGUAAUUUGGGACAAACACACUAGAGUCACUAUCCUGCUGGAGGCCAAAUGGAGGAGCAGAGUUUGUGGACUUUGUGGAAACUUUGAUGCAAAUGAGAAGAAUGACCUGCUUACAAGUGGUUCCUCUGAGGUGUCCAGCACCCUUGAGUUUGGGAACAGCUGGAAGAUAGCUGUCCCCCCAUGUUCAGAUGUGUUCCAAGAAGUCUUUCCUUGUGAGCGUCACUCAUAUUGUGCAGCCUGGGCCGAACGCCGAUGCAUGAUCCUGCACAGUAGCACCUUUGCAGACUGUCAUCUUAAGGUGGAUCCUGAGCCCUACUAUAGAGCUUGUGUUCUUGAGUCCUGCUCCUGUGAGUUUGAGGGGAAGUUCCUUGGGUUUUGUACAGCAGUGGCAGCAUAUGCCGAAGCUUGCAGUGAACAGAAUAUUUGUAUCAAAUGGAGGACUCCAGAUUUGUGCCCUGUGUAUUGUGACUAUUAUAAUGAAGAGGGGCAAUACAGUUGGCACUAUGAGCCAUGUGGUCAGAUCAAGACUUGUGGCAAUAACAAUAACUUUUUUGGAAAGCUUGAGGGCUGUUAUCCAAGAUGCUCAGCAGAGAGGCCGUAUUAUGAUGAGAACACAGAUAAAUGCACCACAUCAGUUAACUGUACCUGUUUCUUCAAUGACACAUUGAUACUUUCUGGUGAAAGAGUAAAUGGGACAUGUGUUUGUGCUGAAGGACGUAUCAUUUGUGAGACUCCAACGUCAACAACUCCAGAACCAAGUACCACCGUGUCAACUACUCCAGAAACCACAAAUACCACCACUCAACCAACAACUCCAGAACCCACAACAACUGCCAGUGUACCGACACAUCCAGAACAAACUACCACUACAGCAACUACUGCAGGAACCACAACUUCCUCCACCACACACUACCCUGAGGCACACAACAACUAUGGCACAAACUCCUCCAGAACCAACAAAUGCAUCUACAACCCCAGAAUACUUGCCUACCACAACCUUGGCAACAACUUCAGAGCCUACAACAGCUGCAACUGUAUCAGUUACUUGGAGGCACACAACUAUGCCACAAACUACUCCAGAACCAACAACUGUAUUUACUGCAAGGAUCUGAAGAGGAACCAAACUUGGAAAGAUGGGUACAAUUGGACAGAGGAUUGCUUCCAUAAGAAGUGCAGUAAUGGAUCAAUUGAUAUGACCACUGUUAGAUGCCCUGAUACAGUCAUGCCACAAUGCCCGAGAGGCAAGAUGAGAGAGGUGUCUGAUGGGUGCUGUAAGACCUGGAAAUGUGACUGUCAGUGUGAUGUUUAUGGGGACCCUCACUAUAUCUCCUUCCAGGGUACAACAUUUGACUUCCUGGAUAACUGCACUUAUAUUCUGGUGGAGGAGAGGGUACCUCGUUACAAUCUCAGUGUGGUUGUGGACAACUAUUUCUGCAUACCAGGGUUGCCUGGCUCAUGUGCCAAGGGGAUCGUUCUUAAGUACCACAACAACACAAUCACCCUUACAAUAAUCGACUCAGAUUUGUCUGCUCCCAUCUUACAGCCCACUCUAAAUCAAGUUACUAUUCAACCCCCUCAUGAGGAGAAAGGGAUCAGAUUUGAGUCAACUGGGUAUUUGGCCUCAGUUUAUAUGGAUGAGAUCCGUUCAUAUGUGUCUCUCACAUCAUCAAAUACGCUCAUCAUCACCCUAGCAAUGGAAUAUUUUUACAACAACACCCAAGGGCAGUGUGGAGUGUGUGGUGGAGGAUCUUGUGUGCGUAGGAGUGGUCGGAUCGAGGAUGAAACCUGCUGUGAUAGGACUGCGGUGUUUCAGGAGUGCAGCACAAGAAUGGAUCUCGUUAGUCUGAGGAGGAACUGCGAGUUUGAUGUUUGUCUAUCUGGGAAACCGAAAAUGGCCUGUUCAGCACUUUCACAGGCAGCAGAAGAGUGCAAGACCUUGGAUAUAUGUGUGGACUGGAGACACCUGACUAAUGGCACUUGUGGUGUCCCCUGCCCAAAAGGAAUGGUGUUCCAAGAGUGUCAUCACAAGUUAGAUAACUACUGUAAUGGAAGACAACCUGUGAAUGGAAGAGUGCUGGAUGAACCAAGGGCAGGCUGCUUCUGUCCUGAGAAUCAAUACCGUGCAGAGGGAAACAGUGAGAUUUGUGUUUCUGAAUGCACUGGUUGUAAAGGCCCAUUGGGAGAGCCUAAACAGCUGGGAGAGACUUGGAUGUCAGAAUGCCACAUAUGCACUUGUAAUAACAUGACCAGGACUACAGAAUGUCGACCAGAAUCCCAAGGACCAUCUCCUUUGUGCAGGCAGGAUUCUGAACUGGUGCCAGGCUGCUGCAAUGAACUAUCUUGUGUUGAGAAGACAUGCAAGUACAAAGGUGUAACAUAUAAGGUUGGAGAUACAUGGAGAGACCCUUCGGAGCCCUGUCUGUCUCUUAGCUGCCUGAGGACAGGCCUAGAGGUGGAGAGAAGGGUCUGUCCUCAGCAGAGCUGUGCUGAGGAAUUUCGAGUUUGGGAUGAACACCACUGCUGCUAUACAUGUAACCUAACUUGUGCAGCUAGAGUGUUAUGGGUUAACAUUACACUGGAGAACUGUUCAGGAGAAGUGGAACUACCAAGUUGUGGGCCCGGUCUGGAGGAGGCCACACAGGGUGGAUACUUCAGUUUGAGCCUGGUUGUCAGUGUUGUCAAGAGAAGAGCUAUGAGAUGA
Molecule: messenger RNA, 5318 nt
Organism: Chanos chanos (milkfish)
Lineage: Eukaryota; Metazoa; Chordata; Actinopteri; Gonorynchiformes; Chanidae
Gene: muc5e
Product: mucin-19
Exons: 43
Coding region: 3-5318 (1771 amino acids)
Cellular component (GO): extracellular matrix
Molecular function (GO): protein binding
Source: RefSeq, a predicted model, not a curated record